This is a messenger RNA of Alligator mississippiensis (American alligator), 1858 nucleotides long. Its product is annotated as cathepsin S-like. Gene Ontology annotation, cellular component: lysosome. NCBI's taxonomy places the organism in Eukaryota, Metazoa, Chordata, Crocodylia, Alligatoridae. The record is from RefSeq and is a predicted model, not a curated record. Gene Ontology annotation, molecular function: cysteine-type endopeptidase activity. The transcript is spliced from 8 exons. Gene Ontology annotation, biological process: immune response. Bases 418 to 1407 code for a protein of 329 amino acids.
GUUACUCUCAGUGUGGUCAAAACCUCACACCCAGAGAUGGGUGGGGGGAGCAGCAGGGGCUGUUUUGCACCCAUCCCUUCUUUGAAAAAUAUCCUGUCUUUAAAUCUUUGGCUGCUUUUAGGCCACAAGAGAGAAAAACCAUUUGGGUUUCUAAGCUGGCUGGGCAGUGGGGAGCCAGCUUCCAGUUGUAAUCAAGGCCCCAAAUGAGCAGUCAGAGUGAAAGUGAAAUGAAGGCUGUUGUUUCCUCCUUCCUUGUCUCAUGUGACUGCCCGGAGCCUUUAUCAGAGUACAGCACCGGGCACUGGGGAGAGCAUCACACGGCUGGGAGACGGCACUGGGGCAUCUGGCUAUGACUUCUGCUGCUGAAGACUCUGCCGUCCCCUGCUAGGACCAGCCCCAGUGCGUCCCCUCAGCAGGAUGAUGCUGCUGCCUUGCCUCCUCCUGGCCUCCAUUGUGGUGGCUCAGGGGCAGCCGGACCCAACACUGGAUGUGCACUGGGAGCUGUGGAAGAAGGCGUAUGACAAGCAGUACCGGCAUCAGGAGGAGGAAGAGGCCCGGCGCGCAACCUGGGAGCAGAACCUGCGGCUUGUGACACUGCACAAUUUGGAGCACUCGCUGGGAAUGCACUCCUAUGAGCUGGGCAUGAACCACCUGGGGGACAUGACCAGCGAGGAGGUGGCUGCUUUGUUGACGGGAGCCAGAGUUCCUCCCCAGCCACACCGGAACGCCACCUACCGCCCGGCACCGGGCAGCCACCUGCCAGAUGCCGUGGACUGGCGGGACAAAGGCUGUGUCACAGAUGUGAAGAACCAGGGGCGAUGCGGCUCCUGCUGGGCCUUCAGUGCCGUUGGGGCCCUGGAAGCUCAACUGAAGCUGAAGACUGGGAAGCUGGUGUCUUUGAGCACUCAGAACCUGGUCGACUGCACCACCACGUACGGGAAUUAUGGCUGCGCUGGUGGGUAUAUGACAAACGCCUUCCGGUAUAUCAUUGACAACAACGGCAUCGAUUCGGACAGCGCCUACCCCUACACUGCCCAGAAUGGGACGUGCCACUACGACACAGCCACGCGUGCCGCCACCUGUUCCAGGUACUUUGAUCUCCCACAUGGCGAUGAAGCAGCCCUGAAGGAUGCCGUUGCCAACAUUGGCCCCGUCUCAGUCAUCAUAGAUGCGAGACUGCCUUCAUUCUACUUUUACAAAUCAGGUGUCUAUUAUGAUCCAAAGUGCACCCAGAAUGUGAAUCAUGCCGUCCUUGUGGUCGGCUAUGGCACACUCAAUGGACACGACUACUGGCUUGUGAAGAACAGCUGGGGUGUCAACUUUGGUGACAAAGGCUACAUUCGCAUGUUGAGGAACCAUGGAAACCACUGUGGCAUUGCCAGCUAUGGCACCUAUCCCAAAAUAUAGAAAUGCUGUCUUCUUCAAGAUAGACUCUUCAAAUGCAGCUUGUUUAAAUUAUGUACCUUUGGCUUGAAGCUUUAAUCUGUUUCCUGUCAUGAAAAGCACUGUCCCUGACUUGAAGAACAAGACCCUCCUGUUACCUCUGCCUGCUGGAUCUGGACUGCACAGGAGAGAUGAAAAAUAAGUAGGGCUGGGCUGGGCUGGGUUUGUCAAUAUUUAGGGUGCUAUAUCUUGCUCUCCACUACAACUCCAGGGGUUUGGAGGUAGAAUUUGUCAGUGUUUGUACUUGGCUUUGAGCCUAGGAUGGGCUCAGGACAGAGGCUAUUCCAGCCCUUUCGUGGAAGAGGCAGGAGCCACCUCUGACAUGGCUGUGCCAGGGAGGGGCUCUGUGCAUCUCCAGCCACUGCUGAUGUUCUGCAAUAAAGCUUCCAGUGCACACACUGGGUCCUGCAUCCCA